Molecule: messenger RNA, 934 nt
Organism: Melospiza melodia melodia
Lineage: Eukaryota; Metazoa; Chordata; Aves; Passeriformes; Passerellidae
Product: chymotrypsin-like elastase family member 1
Exons: 8
Coding region: 15-818 (267 amino acids)
Biological process (GO): proteolysis
Molecular function (GO): serine-type endopeptidase activity
Source: RefSeq, a predicted model, not a curated record
GACAGCGCUCCACCAUGAUGCUGCAGCUCGUGCUCCUCGCCGCGCUCGCCCUGUGCGGGCGCUGCUCCGAGCUGGAUCUCGAUGGCAUGCAGCGGGUGGUCGGCGGCACCGAGGCGCGCUCGCACUCCUGGCCCUCCCAGAUCUCCCUGCAGUAUUACUCCGGGGGCGGCUGGCACCACACCUGCGGGGGCUCCCUCAUCCACAGGAACUGGGUGAUGACCGCUGCCCACUGCGUCAACAAUAACAUGCAGUACCGCGUGGUGGCCGGCGAGCACAACCUCUACAGCAACGACGGCACCGAGCAGGUCUUCAGCGUCAGCAGGAUCAUCGUCCACCCCUACUACAACACCAACAACGUGGCCGCAGGCUACGACAUCGCCCUGUUCCGCCUGAGCAGCUCGGCCACCCUGAACAGCGCCGUGCAGCUGGCCGUGCUGCCCCAGGAGGGCACCAUCCUGCCCAACAACUACCCCUGCUACAUCACGGGCUGGGGCCUGACCCGCACCAACGGGCAGCUGUCCAGCGUCCUGCUCCAGGCCCCGCUGCCCGUCGUGGAUUACCAGAUCUGCUCCAGCGCGUCCUACUGGGGCUCCACCGUCAAGAACACCAUGGUGUGCGCCGGCGGCGACGGCGUGCGCUCCGGCUGCCAGGGCGAUUCCGGCGGUCCCCUGCACUGCGCCGUCAACGGGCAGUACCAGGUGCACGGCGUCACCAGCUUCGUCUCCAGCCAGGGCUGCAACGUCGCCCGCAAACCCACCGUCUUCACCCGCGUCUCCGCCUACAUCUCCUGGAUCAACAGCGUCAUCGCCCAGAACUGAGCCCAGCGGGACAAGCGCUCGCUGCCCCGAGCCCAUGGACAUCCCCUCCCUGCCCCGCGCCGCGCUCCGGCCUCCUCGCCCCCGAGCCGGCCUCAAUAAAAUCUCUCCUCCCUGAA